This is a messenger RNA of Saccoglossus kowalevskii, 1026 nucleotides long. RefSeq names its product beta-1,3-galactosyltransferase 5-like. The record is from RefSeq and is a predicted model, not a curated record. NCBI's taxonomy places the organism in Eukaryota, Metazoa, Hemichordata, Enteropneusta, Harrimaniidae. Gene Ontology annotation, molecular function: hexosyltransferase activity. Gene Ontology annotation, biological process: protein O-linked glycosylation. Gene Ontology annotation, cellular component: Golgi membrane.
AUGCAAGCACACUAUUCAAAGACUCGUAACCUUGCUAGAAUGGGAAAGUAUGUUUUAGUGGGUUUGUCGCUUAUGCUUAUUUGUAGAUGGAUACUGUAUAAAGAAGGAAUGUUGUACACAACAGAUGCAGCCCUGAUAAUAAAAGAAGUCGGAAAUCGGUACGUGAAAAACGGGACAAACUACGAUCACUUGCCAGAGGACUUUAUAUUCCUGGUAAACCCAAAAAACAAAUGCAGCAGUAAUUCUACUACGCAGGGUACAUCGUUUCUUGUAGGUGUUGAAUCAUUAGUGCUAAACUUCGAACAGCGUGCGGCCGUGAGGCAGACUUGGGCUAACAAUGAUCUUUUAAAUAGACUAUCUGCUCGAGUGAUAUUUCUCAUUGGAAUUAACGAGGAUGCGCAGUUGCAGAAAAGACUGAAUCGAGAAAGUGCAGAGUACGACGACCUAGUCCAAGGCAGUUUUGUGGAACAUUUCAAAAACUUGACUUUGAAAACAAUCAUGUUCCUUAGGUGGUCACAGUGCUUCUGUUCAACAGUAAAGUAUGCCAUUAAAACCGACGAUGAUGUUCUUGUUAAUUUAAGAAUGAUACUACAAGUGAUAAAGUCGAAUCCCACAUCAGGUCUUUAUCUUGGUUACACGCGAGCCCAAUUCCACGUGAUUCGAAAUCCGAAUAACCCGUAUUAUACUUCAUAUGAAGCAUAUCCAGAACAAAAUUAUCCAGUCUACGCUUCUGGGCCGCUGUAUAUUCUUUCACAAGAUGUUGCAACGAGGGCUUAUGAUUAUAUAUCAUCUCAUCCAACAGGGUACAUAUCUUCAGAAGACGCAUUUAUCGGAGUAAUUAUGUCAAAGCUAAAUGUGUCUGUCCAUCCAUACACAAACAUUGAAAUUAACAGAGGUUCGUCGAACUUAGGAUGCUUCUUCACGGAGUAUAUUGCAGUCCACCGUGUUGCACCAAAUGAAAUGCUCAAAUUCUGGCCAGUUUAUGAGACCAAAUUCGUCACUAAAAACAAACAAUUAAUUGUGUAA